CCUAUAAAUACUUCAAGUUUGCUGAUACACGCAUUAGUACGCAAGGAACGUAGAGGAAAAAUCUAACUUCAGUUUUAAAUUUUUUAGUUUUUGUGGACUUAAGGUAGGUGAAAUAUAGCUGGAUAAUUCGGAACCGGGUAACUAUCCUACACAUUUUAGAAAAAAAAAAUCUAAGCCGAACAAGAACGAAAAUGGGAUUAUCUUUCUAUGUCGCUGUUUUGACCCUCUGCGCAAGUGCGUGCGCAAUUAACACCACGAUCAACCAAUACGCUGGGACCGACGGGAAUGUCUACUACUAUACUCCAGUCUACUGCAGUAGUUCUGGGAGCUUGCUCCAGCCCGCCUACUACGCCAGUCUACGUAGUACCUACACGAUCAGGUACGGCAUUGAUUGCUGUUACCUGAACAGUUCCAGGAACCAGUGCUGUAUGCAGGUGGACAGCAAAGGUAACCAGACAUGUCGCUGCAGCACAUCCGUGCUCUGUGGACUUGAACCCAGGAUACAGACCACCACAGCCGAGCCCACUACCGAAUCGACCACCACCACCACCACCACCACUACUACACCUGAACCCACGACCACAACCACAACCCCGACCACAACCCCGACCACAACAGUAACGACCACGCCUACAACCACCGUCCCUCCCUCCCUGUGUCAAACAUCGUACCGUAUACUGAACGGCAUCCCCGUCAGCAACGACUGCUCCUUUGAGAGUAUCGCCAACAUCACCACCAAAAAUGGCGCCGUCAUGUCCUGCAACGCUGUCCUGGCUACAGCAACAGUCAACGGCAUCCUGAGGAGGACAUUUGUCACAACAACACUUUGCACAAACAUAAUCGGAGCUGGAGCCGUACCAAAAUUUGAUAACUGA
This is a messenger RNA of Physella acuta, 875 nucleotides long. RefSeq names its product G8 domain-containing protein DDB_G0286311-like. NCBI's taxonomy places the organism in Eukaryota, Metazoa, Mollusca, Gastropoda, Physidae. The record is from RefSeq and is a predicted model, not a curated record.